This is a messenger RNA of Thyridium curvatum, 1683 nucleotides long. RefSeq lists its product as uncharacterized. The record is from RefSeq and is a predicted model, not a curated record. The coding region runs from base 1 to 1683 and encodes 560 amino acids. Gene Ontology annotation, biological process: attachment of GPI anchor to protein. Gene Ontology annotation, cellular component: GPI-anchor transamidase complex. The transcript has 2 exons. NCBI's taxonomy places the organism in Eukaryota, Fungi, Ascomycota, Sordariomycetes, Thyridiales, Thyridiaceae.
AUGUCGGCUCGAUUACGCAACAAUGCCGCUGCGGCUCCCUCUUCAGGACCAUCCCAACCUGUCACCGCCGUCGAGGUGACAACGCCCGAGCAAGGCGCACGGAAACAGCCCCCUCCUGAGAAGCCUGGUGAUGUCAGGAGGCGCUCCCUCGUGAUCCUCGCCUUCUGGCUCAUUGUCCUGCUCCUCGGCCUGCCAAUAUGGUGGCACACAACGACCAUAUACAGGGCAGACUUGCCCCUCGACGAGAUGCUCGAAUGGGCCGACGGCAAGGCGUGUCGACCAGUGUUUCCUCUGCGCAUCGCGAUACAGGCCAGCUCCCUACAAGACUCCGAGGCCCAACACUUGCUGCGGCUCACGCAGCACGCUCUCGACGACCUCAAUGACUUCUCUGGCCACCACCUGCGCCUUGAACUUGCACCCCAAGCCGUCUCCACCGAGCCUCUACAGACCGACAGUGUCGCCCUGACAAUUCGUCUGGCGGCAGGCGAUGCCACGACCGCGUCUCUGCACCCGAACCUACCUGUCCUCGAUGUGACCUAUCCCCCGAAUGCUGUCCCCUCGCCGACGUCCUCCUCGUCCACCCUCGCUACCUUCAUCGCGACACAGCUCCGAUCUACUUUCGCUGAGGAGCAGGCCGUCAUCUCCUACUUGCUGUCUGCCAACGCCAUGAACCCUGACCAGCGUUCUCCGGCACUCGCACCCGAGGUCGCCGAGGCCCUGGCCAAGCGGACAACGCGGUCUCUUCGCUAUUCUCCCACCUACCACCUGACCUUUUCCCUGUUCACAAGUGGUCCUGCGCCCAGUAGCUGGGAGAUUGAGAGUGCCAUCAACGAGUAUAUGAAGCCUGUCUUGGAUGUACUGUCGCCCAUCCACAACUUUACUAUCGACACCCAGGUCCAGCUCUACGCCUCGCCUGGCGUGCAAUCUGAAGUUCUGAGCAAGGAGGACCUUUCCGCCUUCAUCAACGCCGCCGAGUGGCCCCUCUCGCCCUCCAUCGGCGGCGCCCCGACCGUCAACUUUGUCGUCUUCGUCGGCAACCAGACCAUCGGCCUGCCGCCCCAGCAGGGCUCCGACCUGACCUCAGACACGGUCUCCGAGACAUCCCAAUCCUGGCUGAUCCCGCAGUGGGGCACCGUCUACCUGCUCCCCUUGUCCACCGACCAAGCCCACGUUUCGCUCCAGACCCUCAAGCAACCCCUGCUCACCUUCACCUCUCACCUCCUGUCGCUCCUCGGCACCCCCCAGUCGGGCAGCCUGCCCCUGCGCCUCUCGACCCUCUCGCGCAUCCGGUCCGCCGACCUCCUGCUCCGCGCCUCCUCGACCCUCGGCAGCCUGGCCCGCCUCGCGCUCGCCCUGCCCUCCAUCUCGAUCCCUCGCAGCGUCGCCGAGGGCGUGGCCUCGACGAUGCGCCACCUGCGCCUCGCCUGCGACUCCCUCGGCGGGCCCGCGGGUCUCGCCCACGCCCGCAUCGCCGAGGCCGAGGCCGAGAAGGCCUUCUUCGAGAAGGGCAUGGUCGCCCAGCUGUACUUCCCCGACGAGCACAAGGUCGCCGUCUACCUGCCGCUGCUGGGCCCCGUCGGCGUGCCGCUGGUCAUGGGCCUGCUGAACGAGUUCAAGGCGUGGAGGAGGAGGAGGAGGGAGGCGGCGGCGAAGGCUAAGAAGGAUGGGGGGAAGGACCAGUGA